Molecule: messenger RNA, 1452 nt
Organism: Anastrepha obliqua
Lineage: Eukaryota; Metazoa; Arthropoda; Insecta; Diptera; Tephritidae
Product: carboxypeptidase B
Exons: 5
Coding region: 1-1452 (483 amino acids)
Biological process (GO): proteolysis
Molecular function (GO): metallocarboxypeptidase activity; zinc ion binding
Source: RefSeq, a predicted model, not a curated record
AUGCUACUAAGAUACUUGCUUGUGAUUUCUUUGAUUUUGCUGCUAAAUCUACCUGCUCAUCCUUGUCAACAGAAAAAUCCAAAAUUUCAUCUGUUGCGCAGCAUACCCGGUUUUCCGACAGUUUUCAUAUCGAGUGAUGAAUUAUAUGACAAUACAUUGGAGAGUUUGCAGUGGCUGAUGCCGGUGGACAUACGACAAUUUAAUAUUUUUUCACCCCAAUCGUCGUAUCAGAUUAAUUUGCGCUAUCGCAACAGCAGCUCAGUGAAACGAUACUACGGCCAUCAAUUGUGGAAAAUUCAUGAGAGCAAUGUAGAAAAUAAAUUGCUAAGAGCGUUUUGGCAACGUUUUGGAACUGAGGUGUGGAACAUCAAUCAAGACGGAGUUGACAUCUUAAUUGAUUACAGAAAUACAGCAAAAGCCAAAGAGUUCAUAGCGAAAACUGAUUUCACCUACAAUAUUAUGAUCGACGAUAUCGAGACUGCGAUCGACGAGACUUAUACGGAGGUGAACAACAGCAACGCAAAUAUGCCGUGGUUGGAUAGAGAUAGUACGAUACUGAAUUGGAAUCGCUAUCAUGACGUUGGCGCUAUACAACAAUUCCUGCAGCACAUUUUGGAAACCUACCCUGAUAUGGCGGAGAUUGUGCAAAUCGGUGUGACGCAUCAUAAGCGGCCACUGGAGGUGUUGCGCAUCUCCAAUGGCAACCCCAAGAAUUGGGCAAUUUUUAUCGAUGCCGGCAUGCAGGCACGCGAUUGGCUCAGUCCUGCCGCGCUCACUUGUGCCAUUUCGAAAUUAACCUGGCUGUGGGACCAAGAGCCGGCUUACAUGCGCAACAUUGAUUGGUACUUCUUGCCUUUGGCAAAUCCCGAUGGUUAUCAAUAUUCGCGCAUCACCGAUCGUCUCUGGUCGAAGAAUCGACAUUUCGAUGGUAAAACUGGCUGUUAUGGCGUAAAUUUGAAUCGCAACUUUGAUUAUCAGUGGGGUGGUGCGGGCUCAUCGGAUAACCCGUGCAAGAAUUUAUAUCGAGGGCCAAAGCAAUUCUCCGAGCCAGAAACGAAAGCGAUACGAACCUUCGUGCACAACAUACACGAAUUUUUGGGUGCAUACGUCUCCUUCAACGCUUACGGGCAGGCAAUCACCUAUCCAUGGGGUGACGCAGACUUUGUGACGGACAAUCAACGGAAACUGCACAACGUGGCGCGACGUGCAAUGUUGAAUUUCCGUAAAUUGAAUGAAGCCGAGUACCGUGUGGGUACCAGCUAUCGACUGAAAUUGGCACGCGCUGGCAACUCGGCCGACUGGGUGCAGCAGCGUAUUAAUCCACAAUACGUUUACGAUGUAUUUCUGAAGGACCAAGGGCGCUAUGGGUACUUGAUGCCACCGCAUUACAUUGUGGAAUCGGGUGAGGAGGCAUACGAAUUUAUGAAGACAAUAGCGGCGGCACUAAAUUGA